UGCUGGUCUCUGCCUGUCUGUCCGCCUGCCUGCCUGUCAGCCUAUUUACUGUUUUGUUUUGUUUACUUUUAUUUAAUCGCAUAUGUGUAUUGGUAUGUUGUGGUUGCUAGUCAGUGUUUUUCAUUGCUGUUGUUGUUGUUACUGCUGUUUUUAUUCAUUAUUAUUCAGUGUGUCCAAAGAUUGUUUAAUUUACAUCAACAACACAGCAAAAAUAAAACGAAAACUGUAUAAAUUGUGUUGAGUUUGUUUUUGCUUUCAUUUCAUUGAUGCUGCCACUGAUUGUUGUUGUUGUUGUUGGCUGCUGCUGAUGCUGCUACUACAUAUCCAACAAUAAUCUAUACACAAGACAACAACAACUACUACAGUUGUUGGUAGCAAAGUGGUAUUGCUAUUUUUUUUUUCUUGUGUGUUUUGUAUUUGAGUGGUUUUUUGUUGUGACUGAAUAUUGUGGAAGUCUUAAUUGUGAUCUCGUAAAGUAAAGUGUUUGUUCGGCAGAAAUAAAUCUAAAUAAUACAGAUAAAAAGAAAUUGUUUUAAAAGAUAAAUUUGAUGAAAUAUAUGUAUAAGCAACCAACAACGGGAAACGGACAUGCGCCAUAUUGAAUAAUGAGAAAUAAUAACAACUACUACUAACAAAAAUAAAAAUAGCGAAUAACAGUUGAUAUGGUAGUGUUAACGUCUACAGCAAAUACCCACACAUACUAAGAAGAAGAAAAAAACUUGGCAGCAAAAACAGUUAACACUCUUUUUUAACUCAAGUGUAAACCCCCCAAUCAUACACACACACACACUAAACAGCCAUAGUGGUGUUGUUAUGAAAAACAAGUUAAGAGCGUUAAAGAGAAUUGAGUGUGAUUUAAACCAAAAAAAAAAACACUCAUGGUCAAUAGAAGUAACUAAGAGUUAAAGAAAACGAAAAAAAAAACAGUUAAUAAACAAAAAAGAGUAAUAAGUAAAGAAAUUGUUAAGAGAGAAUAAUGGCCUUUACACGCCAUCAAAUAGAAAAAAGACGUUUAAUUGAAUUGGUUAAAUUGAAUCCAAUUUUAUGGGAUUGUCGUUUGCCACACUAUAAACGAUCGGACAAGAAAAAGGCCUUGAAAUGGAAUGAAUUGGGUCGCAUCUUUAGUGUUAAUGGAGAAAGAGUUCAAAGAACUUUUACCUCGUUAAGGGAAAUAUUUCGUCGUGAAUUGAAUCACGAAAAAAUGUUGGGCACCAGAUUUAAAUCCAAAUGGGAGUAUUAUGAUGAAAUGGCCUUUCUCAAGGAAGUGAUACGGGAAAGAAAAUCUCGUGAACGAGCCAAAUCUAAUGAUGUUAUGCCACCUAAUUUGGGUACAACUAAUAAUAAUACCUCUACCGGUAUAGAUGAAUAUCAGUAUUUUGCUCCCAAUGAUCCCAAUAAUCCACAAAAUCAAUCAACCACACCACCCAUUACAACAUCGGCGGCGGCUCCUCCUCCUCUGCCCAUAACACAAACCGUAACAGUUACCCCAACAUCUGGCCAUCAAAAUGGCAAUACAACACCUUUAUUACCACCCUCCAUAAAUCCUCCCACCAUACCUUUAACCACCUUGACCACCAUAGCCAGCUCGCAGCUACAACCCGAUGUUUUACUCAAUCUAACACCCAGUACUUUGGCAGCUUUACAAAAACUAAAUGCAACUGGCACAGCAUUUCCAACCCAACCAUUACCCUCACGUCCCCUUUCAAGAGCUCGAUCUCUUACCAUACGCUCUUGUUCAUCGUCACCCUCUAUUUACAUAAAAGAUGAACCCGACUCUCUUGAAGACACCAUUUCGUUGGACACCAAUUCGAAUGGUAAAAUCAAAGAUACUCACAAAUCUUUAGCCAGCCGUUCCAAGGACAUCUCUACAAAACUUUUAUUAAAUUCCACAAAUCUUAAUUCUUCUACCCAAAAUCUAGUCAUAGAUGAAAGAGACUGUUCCGAUUUGGAUGAUGAUCCAGAUGAUGAUGUUGAUAUGCUAGAUGAUCGCCUCUCGAUAGCCACCUCGCUGCAGAGUUUAAAUAAGGAACCUCCGGCCGGUGUGACCAAUAAUAAUCCUCAACAUCCUACGCAUCGUUCUCAGCAAGGGCAAAGUUUAUAUCCAAAACCAACCGCCCGUGAGAUACUCUAUACGAAAUUUGGUGAGUUCUUAGCGGCUCGCCUGAAUACUCUUAACGAAACAGUGGCCAAUGAACUGAUGAAUAAAAUUUUAAUGUUAAUAGCAGAAAAGUAAGUGGUGGAAGGUUUAACGCACAUUUAUUAACCGAAGAUCAAAUUAACAAUUUUGUUUUGUUGGAAAAUAUUAUAUCAAUUACCUGAAGAUUAUUGUAUUUUAGAAUCAAGAUAAAAUUGUAACUUGAAAAAGAAUCUUGUAAAGGCUAAAGUUAUGAUUAUACACUCAAGUCAUGUCUUGAAGAUAUCGAAGAAUAUAUGUACGUAGGCAUAUAAAAUUAUAUAGAUUAGUAUAUAGACUAGGCUGUAUACUAAACUAUAGACUAGAUUAGACUCUCGACUAUACUAUAGAGAAGGCUAUAAACUAGGAAAUAGACUAGAGUAUAGAA
Lucilia cuprina (Australian sheep blowfly) is the source of this 2561-nucleotide messenger RNA. RefSeq names its product cell wall protein RBR3. The record is from RefSeq and is a predicted model, not a curated record. Gene Ontology annotation, cellular component: nucleus; transcription regulator complex. Bases 977 to 2233 code for a protein of 418 amino acids. Gene Ontology annotation, biological process: regulation of transcription by RNA polymerase II. The transcript is spliced from 3 exons. NCBI's taxonomy places the organism in Eukaryota, Metazoa, Arthropoda, Insecta, Diptera, Calliphoridae.